AUGUCUGGAGCCGCUUCCACCAAUCCCGCCCUCAGCUUUGGACCUGCUGGUCCCUCCAACUACCAAUCACCUGACCCUUCCUCGAGCUCGGCCAGCUACACCACUGUUGGUGGCUUCCCUGCUAGCUUUGGACGAAUCAAGCAGGAAACUUCAGCGUACACCUACGACGAACAAGCGCCUCGAUCACAGCAGCACGGCAAUUACACACAUCACGACCUCAGUGGUGCCGGCACUCUGGCCCAGACACAGGCCCUUGGUGGCUUCAAUCCUACCACCUCGCAGCACUAUGCCGGGCAGGGCCACUUGUCUGGACACACACGACACCAGUCGCUCAACUCGGGUGUAAGCCAGUUGGCCCUCGGUGGCGCCAGCGGUGCCUACUCGUUUGGCGACGUCAACGCCAACCAGUACAACAACUACAACUUGGUCCCGGCUCAGAGAUCACCUUCUGGGCGAUCGUCAGCCCUUGCCUCCGAGACUUCCCCAACUCGAAGCCGCUUUCCCUCGACUGGCUACAACGACCCUCGCACUUCUGUCAACCGUCCUCCAGCACGUCCCGUCGGAUUGGGCUUCUCCUUGACUUCGGCAACGAGCAGCGACGAGUCAAGCAACAAGCUCGAAAGCGAUUCGCCAAGGUCGCUCAAGCGCUCCGCCGACCCUAUGGAAGAACUUCGCAAUUCUUCCGAGCACUCGCAACUGCGUCGCCCUGCAUCUUUUCCCGUGCUUGGCUCCGGAGUCACAAACGUAUAUGGGCGCCCGAUGGGUCAAGAUGCACGAAGCGCUCAGAGUGUUGGCCGUCGCACCGGUCGAGGCGGCAUGGGCAUUCCUGGCCAACUCACUCCUGGACGAUCAAAUGUUGUGCUUCCCGGGCUUGGCGCUGGCUUCUAUGAUACUGCUGAAAGUCGUCGCGAGUCGUUUGGAUCCAACAAUACUCUGCAGUCGCCCCUCGCUGGUCAUCAAGGCUCGGCUUCUUCGGAUGAGCUUGGCUUGGGCGGCAGUGGCAUUCCGCAGCUCAUGCGCGCUACGCAGAUUCCGGGCUCGAUCACGCCAACACCUAUCAUGACACCACAUGAUCCCGUCUAUAGCCCACCUGGUGGCAGCGGUGGAGGUGCUCCGCGCGCCAAACUCGAGCUGCACGGCAAUCUGGGCGAGAUGGCGGUAGGCUGGUCGCAUGACGAGUGGCGUAGCGGACGCCGACUGGUACAAUUCUGGAGGCGCCAGGAAGGCACGACGAUCCACGCCACCUUCCGACCCAUCUUACCAUCGCAGUACGUGCCGAACAGCAUUGUCAUCUCGUGCAUCUUUCGCGAAGACAAGAACGAGUGCUUUGUCACCUCGGUCGACACAAUCUACCUGCUUGAAGCAUUGGUUGCGAGUCGCUUCACUGUCGAGGAGAAGAACCGGAUUCGACGAAAUCUCGAGGGUUUCCGACCCAUCACGGUCAGCAAAAACAAGCGCGAGUGCGAACGCUUCUUUAAGCUGAUCAUGAGCUUCCCCAACCCAAAGCCGCGCAACAUCGAAAAGGACGUAAAGGUGUUCCCGUGGAAGGUGCUUGCCUCGGCGUUGUGCAAGAUCAUUGGCAAGUACAGCGCGUCAUACGACGGUGCGCCGCCUGUGCUGGCUGAGCUUGGGCCUGACACGCAGUUCGGAGGUGCCAUAGCUGCUAGUUCGUUGCCUUCGGUCGACCUGUCGGGCGGUCACUAUCGUGAUGCCAGCUACCCGGCUGCUUCUCCUGCGAUCAGAGAUACGCGAUUGGCGGAUUCAUCGUUCGACUAUGAUCGCUCGGGCGGCGCCACGGGUAUGUAUGGCGUGUCAAAUGCCUAUGGAGGCAAUACGUGGAAUGUGGGUAACCAAGGCAUGGCUUUCAGUGCGCCGGGUGCUACGAGUAGCUACGCUGGAGCGACGAGCAACCUUGGCUUUGCGGCUGGAGGAGGCUCGCAUAGUCAAACGCACAGCGCCAGCAGCUACGACGGCUUUGGUGCCUCGGGCGGAGGAAGCCUGGCUGCCGGAUCGGGCAGUGUCAAUCUGUAUGAUGGGCAGCAAUCGGACGGCUACGGCGCAGCUACUGCCCCUCCGCACAGCCAAAGUCAGUGCACUACUAGUACGCUGGCUGCUGCGGCCGGGGAUUACUAUUCGUCGGAGCGCCGAUGA
Molecule: messenger RNA, 2151 nt
Organism: Mycosarcoma maydis (corn smut)
Lineage: Eukaryota; Fungi; Basidiomycota; Ustilaginomycetes; Ustilaginales
Exons: 1
Coding region: 1-2151 (716 amino acids)
Cellular component (GO): nucleus
Source: RefSeq, a predicted model, not a curated record